Molecule: messenger RNA, 549 nt
Organism: Trypanosoma grayi
Lineage: Eukaryota; Euglenozoa; Kinetoplastea; Trypanosomatida; Trypanosomatidae
Exons: 1
Coding region: 1-549 (182 amino acids)
Source: RefSeq, a predicted model, not a curated record
AUGAAAUUCUUGUCAGUGGCGCACACCGGCGCAGAGGAAGCACAAGGCAAGGCCGGGCGGGAGAAACAGCACUCUCGGUAUGCUGUGAGAGACGCUAAAAAAGUGUGGCUACACCGCACCAUUCUACAGCGACUGUUAAGACGAAGAGAUGAUGAGGACAACUUGAUGGAAUCUUCAACUGGCGCAGAGGAGUUGGCGGGGAAAGCACUGCAAAACGCAGUGAAUGCCGCGAGCGUUGCAUUUACGCGUGUCGAGCAAGCUACCACAAGCACUGAGUUAUGGGUGCAGCGGAUAGAUAUGGCACUGAAGGCAUGUGAUAUGCAAGGUGGUGAGCCAAAGGCAUCAACUGCCACAAGUUACAAGGCUACACUCUCCACCACGGUGAAGCGAACAGCACAUCCAUUGCUAACAAUUCGUCAAAGCAGCAGCGAGAUGACUAAACGUCUGGGUCAACUCCUGUCCCAAGUGCCCCGGAAAACCCUGGGGCAGUUGGUGAUGUCUCCAGCCCUCCUCAAAAGUAACCAGCAAAAAUGUCUGCGGAGACAGUGA